CCCCCGACGACCAAAGCACACACGCCUACUCGUAUUUCGUUCACAGAAAGAGAUAUUUUUCUCACGCCCUCCCCGCGGAAUAAAAACUUUUUUUUCUCUCGCAUCCCUCCCUUGGAAUCCAUCCAUCCAUCCAUCUCUCGCCUUCUCCCUUCCAAUUCGAUGCCUUUGUAGCGCUGCUGCCUCGCCCUGCGUCGCGCCGCGUCGUCGUCGUCGCCGCGGGGUCCCCCCGGUUCCGCUUGCUGCUGCUGCGCCAGCGCUUCCAACAUCAUCAUGGACGGAGGAUCCGGCAAUGCCUCCGGCGGCGGCGGCGGCGGCAGCGGCGGCGCGUCGACGUGCUGCUACUACGCGCUCCUCGGCAUCCGCAAGAACGCCUCCGCCACCGACAUACGCACCGCGUACCGGAGGCUCGCGAUGAAGUGGCACCCGGACCGGUGGGCCAGCGAUCCAGGCGCGGCCGGCGAGGCCAAGCGGCGGUUCCAGCGGAUCCAGGAGGCGUACUCCGUUUUGUCGGACAAGGGGAAGAAGGCCAUGUACGACGCCGGGCUCUUCGAUCCCCUCGACGACGACGACCAGGAUUUCUCCGACUUCAUGCAGGAGAUGCUGGUGAUGAUGGAUAACGUGAAAAACGAGCCGGACACGCUGGAGGACCUGCAGAAGAUGCUAGAGGACAUCGUGAACGGCGACGGCGUGGGCGGGCGCGUGCCGCCGCCGGCGGCCGACGGUGCCCGGCGGACGCGCGUCGCGCCGUACCCGCAGCCGCAGCAGGCGCGCAGGUGACCGGCGCGCCGGUGUACGAGAUGUACACGCGCCCCGCCGUAGUAGCUGCGGAGUACUCGUACGCUUUUGGUGAAAGGGACCGGAGAAAGGUCAGCAAGCAACGCGAGGGAGGCUCUGCCUCUGGAAAAAGAAGAAUAAAGAUUUCACCCUUUUUAGGCCAAUCUGAUGAUGAUGAUCUGAUGUAGAUUUACGCCUCCUGUGUGUAGCGGUGGUCGAUUGUGUAAGCUGGGGGUUGGGUGGUGUUGGAUACCGGCGCCGCCGCCGCAACAACUGGCGGACGCGUGGCCGGGCCGGGGACUCUGAUUUUUUAUUUUAAUUAAAUCUCGUCGACAUUUCGAUUUCGUGCCCCAA
This is a messenger RNA of Sorghum bicolor (sorghum), 1128 nucleotides long. RefSeq names its product chaperone protein DnaJ-like. The coding region runs from base 271 to 777 and encodes 168 amino acids. The transcript is spliced from 5 exons. NCBI's taxonomy places the organism in Eukaryota, Viridiplantae, Streptophyta, Magnoliopsida, Poales, Poaceae. The record is from RefSeq and is a predicted model, not a curated record.